AUGGCCACAACCAUCACGACCACUACAACUACCAUAACCACCACAACCGACACGCUCCAGAAACACCAAAUCAUCGGCGACAUCCUCGCUCCAGGGACCAAAAUCCCAUAUAACCUCCAGAUAAAAUGGCCUUCUGCGACCCUCUGCAAACCCGGACAGGCGAUCCACAGGGACGCCACGCAGCCGUGUCCGGAGGUGUGGGUUGAUCCUCCUCCAGAGAAUCCCGGGAAGGCAGGCACAUUCGUCUUGUUAAUGGUGGACCCGGACCUCACCCGCCGCCACGAUACGACCUUCGGCCAGGUACGACACUGGCUAGCCGUGCGAGCCUCUGUGGACAGUUUCGGGAGAGUCAAGGACCUGGACGACACGAUCUCACCGUAUGUUGGUCCGGCGCCUCUGCCGGUUCCUCAUUUACCUGGAAGCCCGCAUCCAAGCCGCUACACCUUCAUCCUAUGCCGCCACAAGGACUCCGCGCCAAAUCCCGCGCUGCAUAUCGACCCGGAUAGCCUCCGGGAUGAGUUUGAGGGCCAGCCCGGGGAGCUAGGCAAAGCGAGUCAGGACAUGAUUGACCGGAUGAGGUUCAAUACGCAGAGGUUCAUUGAGAGGAACGGGCUGGAGGUUGUUGGGGCGACGUUUAUGUUUGUCGAAGGGAAUCUGAAGAGUGGAGUUGCGAAUCUCGGGUUGGCGGCGCAGGGGAUCGGGGAUAAGAUUGUCGGGAAGUGA
Molecule: messenger RNA, 723 nt
Organism: Monascus purpureus
Lineage: Eukaryota; Fungi; Ascomycota; Eurotiomycetes; Eurotiales; Aspergillaceae
Source: the annotation of a GenBank genome assembly